AAUGAUUUAAUAACAAAUAUCUUAUAAUAGACAAGCAGAUUUUUUUUUUGAACUCAUAAAUAACUAAUUAUGGGUACAUGAUUUAAAGGACGCUGUGGAGUAUCAAAGUUCAGAGGAGAUAACUAUUUAUCUAACUUAUGAAUUUCGGAGAGGUAGAUUUUAUUCUAAAUACAGGGAUCUACGCUUUUGGUUUUAAUGAACCGUCAGCAACAAAGAGAUAUUUUACAAAUAAUAACAAGAAGAGAUGUUAUUGUAUAAAGCUAAAGGGGUACAGGAGCAUUUAGUUUACCAGAUUAUUCCAUUUUGAAUUAUAUAAGUAGAAGAUUUCUAUUAUUCUAAUUAGGGAAUCCUAAGUGUUAAUCUUAUGGAAUACAAGAGAGUUUGCAGAAUAACUUUCAAAGGUAGCUUAGGCUUUUGGGGACUUUCUAAAUGUUUCCAGUAAUAAUAUAAGGUGAAAUCUUACAUGUAUUUUGGCCAUUCAAUUUAUGAUGAUAUUAGCAAAUUGUAGCAUGAAAUUUAAAUAGUAUCAGACACUUCUUGUAGAGUGUUUGAUAUGAAUUAGAAAAAGGAAUACGUGUUGGUCAUUUAAAAACGCUAAUUCUUGAUGAAGAUGAUGAACGAUUAAAUAAAGAAUUCAAAUCAUAAUUUACUACCGAAAACUUAAAAUAUAGUAGUAUCAACAAAUUUGUCUUAAGAAAUACUUGAUAGGAUUGAUAAAUUCAUAAAUAAUCCACUUAAGAUAAUAGUGAAAAGUGAUAAACUAACAUUAGAAGAAAUUACAUAAGUUGAUACAGAAGAAUGGAAGUUUUAAACUUUAUGUGAUUUAUAUGACAUUCUUAAGGAGUUAUCUUCUGUUCCACUAAGAAUAAGUAAUAAGAUGAGUAAAAAUUAAUGGAAAUAUGACUGGAAAUGA
Molecule: messenger RNA, 913 nt
Organism: Paramecium pentaurelia
Lineage: Eukaryota; Ciliophora; Oligohymenophorea; Peniculida; Parameciidae
Source: the annotation of a GenBank genome assembly